Molecule: messenger RNA, 2185 nt
Organism: Thermothelomyces thermophilus ATCC 42464
Lineage: Eukaryota; Fungi; Ascomycota; Sordariomycetes; Sordariales; Chaetomiaceae
Exons: 2
Coding region: 40-1914 (624 amino acids)
Source: RefSeq, a predicted model, not a curated record
AAAAAAAAAAAAAAAAAUUAAAUCCCUUCCGCCCACCCGAUGGCUUCGCCGAGUGCAGCCCUCGGCCCCCGGACACCGGCGCCCGAGGGCCCCGGUCCCCUCCGCCGGUCCCUGGAACACCUCCCGACGGAGCUGUUGCGGCCCAUCGCCGAGGGCUUGGUCCCCGCGCGGCCCCUGACCACCCGGUUCGCCCUCCGCGGCUCGGGCACGUGGGAGUUUCGAGACGCUAGCCAUCAGUGGGCCGACUGGCUGGUCUGCCACAACAACCUCUUGUCCUUCGCUCAGACGUCACGGCGCAUUGCCGCCAUCGUCAAGCCCUUGCUCUAUGACACGCUCGUCAUCCCCACACCAUGUGCCCUGGUCGGGCUCCUUCGCCGCAUGGAGAACAACCCCUCCAUCAGGCCGUGGAUUCGCAGCGUCACUUGCCUGGUCAACGUCGCCGGUGCCACCACCAUCGACGAAGUGCACCGAGAAUGGGAGAGACAAACCGGAGCCAAGUGGGACGGCAGUCGGCACGGCGGGCCCUACCAGUUCGCCAUCGCCCUUAGCAUCCUCAAAACCAUUCUCUUGAAUGCGCCGAAUCUGCGGGAUUUCUUAUUGGCCCCCCCCGACUCCCCGUUCGGCGCCGAACACCCCGAUCUGGUGGGGCCGGCUAUCCGGGAUGCCAUCAUCCGCUACCGCGCCGAGAAGUUCGCACCCGUGGCGGAAAGAUUGUUCGACCUCUUCCCUUUCUCUCGCAUGCGUAAUCUCACGUCAUUACGCAUUUACUGCCACAGGGAGGAUGGCGAUCGCCAACUAACCCUAUCCCGUCUGAUAGCCGACCACGCCGUCGAGAUUCUGCCGCGGCUGACGCACGUCAAGACGCUGGAGCUUUGUUGCGCGUCUGCCGACCCCGUCACCGGCUCCGACAUCGCGCUUCCUCCGCUACCGCACGUCGAGCACCUCCGCAUCUACGGAAGCCACAUCCACGAGCCGCGGUUGGUUGCCCUGUGUCUAGCCUGUGCCAACCUAAAGACGCUGGUCGUACAUUUUGAGACAAGUUCGACCGACGAGGACCGCGACCUAUUGCCAGAAGGCAAGACCCUGAGCGAUGCCCUCCUCUCGCUCUCCGGAUCGCUGCAGACGCUCGAGCUGGUCUCGCUGUCAGAAGGCCAUUACCUGACCCGUGGCAAGGAGAGGCCGAGGAAACCGGAGAACCACCGGCUACGAUGCAUCCCCGAGCUGACGCGCCUGAAGACCUUGACGCUCGACUACCGCGGCGUCUUUGGCACGCUGGGCAUUCUGGACGAGGAUGACGGGGAGCGCUUAUGCCAGCUUCUUCCCCGUUCCGUUCGCGAUUUCACCCUGGUAUGUGAGUGGGGUACCGCCAGGGACUGGAAGCAAACCUACCUUGCAAACCUGGACAUGGUGCUCCACGGCGUCGAGUGUCUCUGUGCGGCCAGGUCCCACGAGCUGUCCAGCAUCUCGCUCGCGAUUCACUCGUGGCCGGCCGAGAGCCGGUUCCACAGGCGCUUCAGGCGGGAGGUGGAGAGCGCACGGCAACGUUGCGCCAAGGCGGGCAUCACGUUUCGGACGUUUGAUUUGCUGCCGUCGUAUCAAGACGAGGACGAACCUCCCCCCACCGAGGAUGAUGAGGAGUUGGAGUUUGAAGAGGGGCGCGAGGAGGAGGAAGAAGGAGGAGGAGGAGGAGGGUUCGAGUAUGCUCCCGCAGCGGAGGAGCUCGAGCUGGAGGAGGAAGACGAGGCGUCCGAAUACUACUUUUCGGGCGAUGAGGAUUCGGACCCAGAACGAGAAGCGCGCCGGCCACCGACAUUCAACGAUUUUCUACAGCAACUCGGCGAGGACCACGGGCACAGCAUCGACGAGCUGUUUUAUGCCUACCACGAGGAUCGAUGGGACGAAUAUCUCUUUUGAGAAAACUUUCGACGAUUUCCCUCUGGACGGCCUCAUCAUCACGAGAGCCUUUCAAGAGAAAAGAACAAAAUUAUCUCAGGGACGGCUGUCUGCCUUUGAAAGGCCACCAUCAUCACUAGAACAUAUUCCCUCUCGGCGAGGACAUUUUGGACAAGCGUUUAUUAUAGCACCUGCUCGUGCCCAGAAACAGGACGGGGCUGCUUUUGUAUGAGCAAUCGGCGCACUUCGAGUGAGAACAAGAGGGAUACCGCGUGUGGGCACUCAAAUGUUC